Ilyonectria robusta is the source of this 1089-nucleotide messenger RNA. RefSeq lists its product as uncharacterized. The transcript is spliced from 3 exons. The record is from RefSeq and is a predicted model, not a curated record. The coding region runs from base 1 to 1089 and encodes 362 amino acids. Lineage: Eukaryota; Fungi; Ascomycota; Sordariomycetes; Hypocreales; Nectriaceae.
AUGGGGGACGACUUGUGUAAACUGACUCGUGCCCAGCUGGAAUCGAUCCUGGGAUUCACGGCAAACCAAAUGACCCCACUCGACCCAGCUACAGAACGCUUCUACUAUGACUUCAAGCCCGUGCCCCAUGACCCGUCAGCGCGUUUGGGGCGAGAAUGGAGAGAGCUGGAGAGGGCCAAGAAACCCCACCAUCGAAAGCCCAAGACUUCCCUCGAUCUUCCGAAAGUGGGAGAAAGUUUGACCAUUGGGUAUGAAGGGAAUGGGGUCGUCAUCACGCGGGAAGACAGUGUAGGCUUCUUCGCAUAUUCGGUCGACAUCAACUUCAACGGCGGACUUUUCCUGCCGCUUCUUUUCACGGAAAUUGAAGCAAAAUGGGUCUUAACAAACGCCAAGUUCCGGUCCUUCGAGAUUCCCCACAACGACUCCCCAUUUCUCAGGUUACCGAGAGAGCUGCGCGACAAGAUCUACAGCUUCGCCCUGCCUCAGAAAGAUUUGGGGAUCCAUCCCUACCGUGCUUUUCGCCGCCUCGUCUUUCUCGCAAGUGUCGGAGAUCCUAGCGGCUUCUUCUUCAAACUGGGGGACGAACCAGGCAUCUUGAAAGUCAGCAGGCAGAUACGCCAAGAAGCUCUGCCAUUUGCAUAUCGCAACACACACUUUUAUUUGGACGAUGUGGACGACGUUGUCAAGUUUCUUGUUGCCAUCGGCCAUGUUGGACGCAGUAACAUCACUUCACUGCAGUUCCCAUGGGAGAGCUUGAAUGACGUUUGGGCCAAAGAGGAACAGCUUGCCUACGGCAAUGUCAGCGAUCCUGUAUUGCCGUUUCUGCAUCCAUUGAGAUGCGUUCAACUCCUCAAGGAGUGCCCGAGGCUUCGAUUCUUGCAGAUCUCCUUCGAUCCGUGUGUAUUCGAGUACAAGUCGGUCGACGAGUUCAUGGCAGACCCUGGCAUAGCGAGUCUCUCCACUCUGAGAGGAAUCAGAACAUUGAAAAUGAUGGAAGUCGCGGAAGCGAAUGAUGAGACCACAAAACCUCUCGACGAGCAGCCCGCUUUUAAAUGGCUUCUGGAAGAAAUGGGAAAGGCAAAGGAGUAG